AUGUUUGGCUGGUGUAGUACCUUGGGUCUACCCUCCGUGAGCUCAGAGCCGGAGAAAGAGCGCCGUCCUCCUCCCGCCCCCACACCCCUUGACUUCCCCGUCUACAACCUGCCGGAACUUUCGGAUAAGGACCCGGACGCUACUCUGUCGAGACUGAGUGAAGUGCUGGCGUCAAUCCGACGGCCACAGGAUAUCAACCCGCAGAAAUUCGAGGCGCUCAAUUUGAGACUAGAAGAGAAUGUGUCCGCAGCAGACAUCGUUCGCCCGAGCGGGUCAAACACGGCUCCUCCGCUCCCUUGGGAUAACUCGUUAGCCCGCUCGUCCCCGGUGGAUGAGGAUGGCUGUCCCAUCUUGAUGGACAAUGGCAAUUCAUAUCCCUCCCGAGAUCGAUUCGAGGCGUUGCAGAACGAGCUCCUGCUGGAUAACGAUGACGCUUUCAGAGAGGUGGGCAGACUGCCGCCCCGCGAGGGCCGUCAAAGGGUGCGCGUGGCUCAAACAAGGAAGUUUUGGACCGGCCUGGAACGGAUGGCUCAAUACUGGGAUACCAGUUUGGACGAGUAUUACGAGCGCCCGAAAACGCCGCCCCCACUGGCAGAGCAGGAAGACACAGACAUAAUGCAGACGAAUGGGGAUGCCCAACUGCCAGCGGCGCAAGACCAUACGGAAACCCCCAUGGACGUGGACCCAGCGCCGCCUGCGGAAGCGACAAAAGACGGUUCUCAGGCGCAGCCAGAUACACAGCAGGAAAUGGUUACUAUGUACAAGGGUCGCCGUCUUGGUGCCGGACAGGAGAUGCCCGAGGAUGUACGUGAGGAGACCGUUCGAGCGUUGGCCGAAAUGGCUGCUUGGCCCUUUGGCUGCCAGGCGGCUCCUCCUAUCUCGCCACCUCGGUUGGCCGUGAAGACUUUGCUCUUUCCUGUUCGACACACCUUCCAAACCGCACGAUCGCCAAAGGACCGUCAACUGGCGCGAAGCGGUAUAAUGGAGGGGCCUAUCUUUGCAGCGCAGUGCCGACCUGAGACCUCAUGGCGCGGGCCACAUGAUGCCCCAGGCUCUGGCAUGGGAGAGGUGUGUGAUUUGCUUCGGGAGGUAGGUGCCAUGCUCCUGACAGCUCAGGAACGGGCGAGACAGGGGGAAGCAGAGGUGAGACCAGGUGAAGGCAAGUGGUGGACAACCGUGCCCCGAUGGGGCGGCGCUCCCAACGACUCCGUCAGUGACAAUGAGAAGGAGACACAUGGGGAGGACAAGCUGCCAUCCGAGUCGGGAUAUGCUCGCAAGCGCUCCAAGUACGAGCACCCGUUCCUCGCAUCGCGUCGACCGAGCUCUGCGCGAAAAAUGAGCAACAGCGAUAGGUGGAAGAUUAUCCAGCCCGGGCCCGGUCUUUGGGACAAGCGGAUGCGAUAUAUACAGAUUGGAAAGCCGCUCGACAGUGCAUUUGACGAUAUCUACCUAUUGUCCUCCAUCAACCAUCAUGUGUCGAUCCUUCAUCUGCGCGUACACCGGCGAUAUCUCGAAGUCAUCACCAAUGGGUCCAGCAACUUCCCGCCUGUAACCGACACACCGGAGCAACCGUGGCAUGUUCUACAGCUACGACGCACCCGGUGGUAUGACCUGUUCAACGGCGAAGACCGUGUGGAAGCGCUGAAGGGCAUUUGGCGCAUCUUCCACUACCUCCUUCGACAGCAACCGGAGACUCAGUUUCUAAACUGA
Molecule: messenger RNA, 1710 nt
Organism: Aspergillus eucalypticola CBS 122712
Lineage: Eukaryota; Fungi; Ascomycota; Eurotiomycetes; Eurotiales; Aspergillaceae
Exons: 3
Coding region: 1-1710 (569 amino acids)
Source: RefSeq, a predicted model, not a curated record